AUGCACGGCGACCCUCCGCCCCCGUCCCUUGUCGGCCUGAUUUAUCCAGUCCCGACCGUUCCCGGGCCUGCUCCCCACUACAUCGAAACCCCGGCCCCGAUAGGAGGUGCUCCGACUACUCCCGGCACUGCGCCCGUAGAGGCACCUGUCUACUCGGCCCCUACUGGUGGCGAGGGCUCGUCCACCCCUGGAACCGCCCCUACUUACCCUGGAACGGCCCCGACCACGCCAGGCUCCGCGCCGGUGCAAGCCCCCGUCUACACGGCACCCUCACCUGUCUCUGGACCGGACAGCGCCCCGAUUAGCGACAUAGAGAGGUGCAGCAACGGUGUUUACGGCAUCGAGUCGUCCAACGGCAAAGCGUGCUGCGCGUUGACUUGCGGGUCUUGCGGUGGUGUUGGCUGCAGCGGGCGCCCGGGAGGGUCCUACGACUGCUGCGAGAGCGAAAUCGUGGAAGAGGGAGAGGCUUGCGCUGCAACUGGAGCGUCUCCUUGCUACAUUGACGGAGAUGAGGUGCUGGACCCGGUUGUUCCCUCCAUGUCCCCCGUGGUGCCCGAAGAGACGGACAUGCCCAGCGGCUUCGGUGGCGGCUCAUACUCGUACUCGUAUGACUUCGUUUCGUGGGACGGAGACAGCAUGGACGACCAGUUCAUGUGGUGCACCAAUGGCGUCCCCGGAAUGGAGUCUGCCGGGGGCGAGGUUUGCUGUCCGGCCGACUGCGGGCAAUGCGGGGGUGUGGGCUGCGGCGAGUUUGGCGAAGAUUGCUGCAUCACCGAGAUCAUGGACUAUGGGCAGCCGUGCUCAGAGAUCGGAACGGCUCCUUGCUACCUCGACGGCUAAGUCUACGGCUUGCGAAGAUGCAACGCGGCAGCAGCAGCAGCAGCAGCAACAGCAGUCAUGGCCGUGGUUGAAGCUGAGGCUUUCAGGAGCCCAAAGGCCGACCGCAUGCAUGCGUCGACCACCGGGUCGUCCGUCACCUAAUGGCCGUGGGAUUGCCAUCUGUCUUUCCUUUAUUCGUUUCAUUCUAAACGGUUUCUUCAUAUUGAGUACUUCGAUGUAGUGUUUUCAUACAUAUGCCCCCUGAAUCGGGGGAGGAACACCCCAAGGUAGCAGAGCUGUUGUUUCGCUGUCCUGGACGUGUAUCCUUAGUCCUGUUGUAAGAUUGCUCUUGACUACCCUAUCCGGGUACAUUUUCGGUUGUCCCGCCCCCCGCUUGUUCGCGUUUUGAAUUUUCUACGGGGCGAAGGUGCAUCUCGCAGCAGGUGUCUGGUAGCAUGUUUGCCCCUCGCACGAGCCCUGUGGGGAAAAGGCCCUCCGCAUUCAGUGUUUCACGAUCGCAGCGAAGAAACCGUGCACCGUCUUGUCGUGUCGUGUCUGUGGUGUUGUACGUCUGUCUGUAUCAACAACGUGCGUGUAGUGAAGAAAUGAAACAUCGUGCAAGGCCACGCAUUUUCGUGUUUUCGUGUGGGACCUGGUCAGACGGGCAUGAUGUUUGGCAUCAGAUCAGUUUCGUAUCUACAAUACCCUCUACUGGUCUGAUCGAUUGCUCUUGAGCGCGGGCCGUGGAGUAUCCAAUUAUGCGAUGGCGCCGCGUCUUUGCCCGUAAUAUCGAGGAGAGUUGUGGAACUGUGGUGGUAGCAUACGUCCAUAUUUUUUGCUCGUGAGGUCUGUUGAAUGGUGUAGAGUCUGCCAGGUAGGUAAUAUAACGAUUUUGAAUCAACUUGAGGACUCGCUGCAACUUGGAGCGCGAUAUUGCGUAGAUAUGUUGGUCGGGCGGGCAUCAUUUUUGCCAUCUUUCAGAGGAAUGAAUGGGUAUCUAGCCCUCGCCUUCCGGAUCGAUUUUCUUGAGCGUGGCCGCGGAAUCCAAAUAUGUGGUGGUGCGUCUUUGUCGGAAGUAUUGAGGAGCGUUUUGUUGUGAAGCUGUUGUGCGUCGCGUAGUCUACUCGUGGGGUCUAUUGUUAUCGCUGUUGUUGUUGUUGUUGUUGUUGUUGUUUUCUUUACAAUAAAAACGUUCCCAUCUCUCUAUCCAACACCUCCCAAUCAGUGACGAGGUCGAUUCAUUGUAUGGAGCUUAGUAUCGAUCAGUGAAUCGACCUGAGGACUCGCAGCAACUUGGAGAGUGAUUUUGCGUAGACUUGGUCGGGCGGGCAUGGUGUAUGCCAUCUUUGAGGUAUCUCGCUUUCACCUUGCCUGAUCGAUUGCUCUUGAGCGCGG
This is a messenger RNA of Ectocarpus siliculosus, 2214 nucleotides long. The record is from the annotation of a GenBank genome assembly. Lineage: Eukaryota; Phaeophyceae; Ectocarpales; Ectocarpaceae.